GGGAUGCACAUUUGGGGGUUCCCCAUGGGGUGCCCCGGCUCGGUGUGUGGCCGUGCAUUUUGGGGUUCCCCACGGGGUGUCCAGGCUCAGUGUGUGGCCGUGCAUUUGGGGGUUCGCUGUGGGGUGCCCCGGCUCGGUGUGUGGCCAUGGAUUUGGGGGUUCCCCAUGGGGUGCCCCGGCUCGGUGUGUGGCUGCCCUGCAGGCGAUGUGUGGGGCCGUGGGGCUCUGUGUGGGGCCGUGGGGCUCUGUGGGGCCAUGGGGCUCUGUGGGGCCGUGGGGCUCUGUGUGGGGCCAUGGGGCUCUGUGUGGGGCCGUGGGGCUCUGUGUGGGGCCAUGGGGCUCUGUAUGGGGCCAUGGGGCUCUGUGUGGGGCCAUGGGGCUCUGUGUGGGGCCGUGGGGCUCUGUGUGGCCGUGGGGCUCUGUGUGGGGCCGUGGGGCUCUGUGUGGCCGUGGGGCUCUGUGUGGGGCCGUGGGGCUCUGUGUGGGGCCAUGGGGCUCUGUGGGGCUGGGGCUCUGUGUGGGGCCGUGGGGCUCUGUGGGGCCGUGGGGCUCUGUGUGGGGCCGUGGGGCUCUGUGGGGCCGUGGGGCUCUGUGUGGGGCCAUGGGGCUCUGUGUGGGGCCGUGAGGCUCUGUGGGGCCGUGGGGCUCUGUGUGGGGCUGUGGGGCUCUGUGUGGGGCCAUGGGGCUCUGUGUGGGGCCGUGGGGCUCUGUGGGGCCAUGGGGCUCUGUGGGGCCGUGGGGCUCUGUGGGGCCGUGGGGCUCUGUGUGGGGCUGUGGGGCUCUGUUCCCACCAGGAGUGCUGA
Molecule: messenger RNA, 803 nt
Organism: Pseudopipra pipra
Lineage: Eukaryota; Metazoa; Chordata; Aves; Passeriformes; Pipridae
Product: LWamide neuropeptides-like
Source: RefSeq, a predicted model, not a curated record